AUGAACGACGUUAACUUCUACGAAGAAAUCGAACAUGGUUUUAAAGAUUACACUGGUUACGGGACGGAGUGGAUUUUCUUUCCGGACGGUACUGGUAUACCUUACUUCGUUAAUUUGACUAUGCCUACAUCGAUACAGCUACGUAGUAGACACAACAAGGAGAUAGAAUACAGAUUAUACACCAGAGAAUUAUCCGACUACAUAAUUUUAGACCAGUCAGCGGAACCACCCAACGACAACGGCACUAAUAUACGAGAACUAUUGUCCAACAAACCAGUCAAAUUGGUAACACACGGCUGGAAGUCUUCGGCAGAAGACAGCGUUGUCAUGGGCAUCAAAGAAUCCUACUUGAAAAAUAAAGAUGUUGCUGUUAUAGGCAUUGACUGGAGCGACACGGCGAAGGACUAUCUUUAUCCGUUGGUUGCGGAAUACAUAGGGGACGUGGGGGCGUAUGUUGGGCAGUUUCUAGAUGCUUUUUGCCAUCUUUACAAUGUGUCUGGAGGGAGGUUGCAUUUGAUCGGGCAUAGCCUCGGAGCACACGUUAUGGGGAUUGCUGCGUCAAAAACUAAUGUGACGAUAGCAAGAAUCACCGGCCUUGACCCGGCACGACCUUUGUUUGAGUUCCCGAAGAAGCCAAAAGCGUUAUCCCUGGACGCAUCGGACGCAGAAUUUGUGGAUGUGAUCCACUCGUGCAGCGGUGUUCUCGGCGUCCAAAAUCCUAUCGGCAAUGUAGAUUAUUACCCUAAUAGCGGCACACCACCUCAACCCGGUUGCAUGUAG
This is a messenger RNA of Cydia strobilella, 780 nucleotides long. Its product is annotated as lipoprotein lipase-like. Bases 1 to 780 code for a protein of 259 amino acids. The record is from RefSeq and is a predicted model, not a curated record. Gene Ontology annotation, biological process: lipid catabolic process. NCBI's taxonomy places the organism in Eukaryota, Metazoa, Arthropoda, Insecta, Lepidoptera, Tortricidae. The transcript has 4 exons. Gene Ontology annotation, molecular function: lipase activity.